Molecule: messenger RNA, 1347 nt
Organism: Penicillium cosmopolitanum
Lineage: Eukaryota; Fungi; Ascomycota; Eurotiomycetes; Eurotiales; Aspergillaceae
Exons: 2
Coding region: 1-1347 (448 amino acids)
Source: RefSeq, a predicted model, not a curated record
AUGCAUCUCUUUUGGAUUCUGCAGCUCUCGGCGGCUGCCCUGGCCAUGCCUGGAAGAAGUUUCGAGGCAAGAGCCGCCGCCAUGCCUGAAAAUCCAACAGGAAGCAUCACAGCUACUGCAACCAAGGCCACUCGCACGAAAGCGUCGGUUUGUACCAACCAUAAGCAUAAGUCUUCUUCGACUGCUACUGGCCCACAAUGCGUUCAUUCGCAGAAUCCUCACGAGGACACGAACAAGUGUGUCUGUACAUACAGCGGUACCAGCGAAGUCAUCCAUGAUGUACCAAAGGACGGCAAUUGCCCUAUGACAAUGCCCUCGAGCUGGAUGCCCACUUCCUCCCCCGAACCGACCACGACCACAACUCAUUCCUGGGGCACCGGCGAAGUUGUAGGUUAUGAUUAUACGUACUGGGAUUCAGCACUUGGUGGUGCUAAGAUUCUUUGUCAAACCUCGGAGCACUCGACGAUGGGCAUUGCCGUCGGUACUACGCCAAUCGUCGCGACCGUUUGCGCUGGUCACAAUUCAACUGCUGAAGCAGGCAUCAGUCACUGGACAAGUGCCACUGUUGUCAGUGCCGAUGCGUUCAAUAUCGGAAACUGGGGGUUCUCAAAGACUGAGGCUACCGACGAGGCUGCCACCGCCACCUCCUCCGAGCGAAACGAGCUUGCCACUAGCAUUUUUUCAGCUAUGAAAACCCUAUGCUCCGACAGUGCUGUUGACACCGAGACCUAUGUUCCAACUACUAGCUGGAAUGAAGAAAUCAAUAGCUUCACAGAAAUCUCCGUGACAAAGACUAUGAAACACUGCGCUACCCAGACGGUUGAGGUCAUGGACACCUACUAUCUGAAAAGUCUCAAUAACGAUACGGACGUGGCGGAUGGCCCUGGGGAUGGUAAGAUCGAGAUCGAAAUCAAAGAUUCUUGGUUCGAACCGGCAAAUCUGGAUGGGUUUUUGUGGAAAACUGCUUUCACAUGGGCUGAGCAGGCCAUGAAGAAUAUGCGAGAGGUUAACUACAACUACGGUAGCCAAAGUGGCGGAUUUGCUGGUGCUGUUUAUGAGCCGGAUUUGUGGCUGAAACAGUACGUUGUGCCAUCCGAAAUUUUGGUUACUCAUGGUGCAGACUAUGCACAUGAUAGCGUUGAGGCCAUGUGGACAAAGUUGCAUCUCAAGGAAAGUAAAGCAGACGAGAUGUCUUGUGUGGAGCAGGAAGAGAUGAUCAUGCUGGCCAAAUCAUUCGCGGAGUUUAUCGUUCCUGAGCUCGCACCGGAGAUCGAAGUAGGUGCCGAUAUUGGCCUGGAAGAAAUGUCCUGGCAUUGCGCGGAAGAAGCUAGUACCGGUGGUGAUUAG